GAUAUUUUUGACCGAAAGUGCAAAGUUGAAGAGCAAUAUUUAGAAUUUAAAUAAAUUUAAGCACGAAGACAAAGACAAUGAAGUAAGAGACAAAAAUUCAACCAACCAAAGAGGCAAAAAUGGGAAAGAAGAAUUAGAAGAAGCAUAAGAAAGAGAAAAAAGGGGAUUCCCAAUGAUCAACAAAAAUACUCACAUUAGUAGAGUGGUUAGAGAGCAGUUGAAGAAGAACAAGAAACUCACCAUAAUUUCCAAUGCCUCAAAUCCAUUUCCCAUAAGAAACCACUUCCUUCCUGCAAAAUCCCCAAAUUCCUCAAUUCCUUCUCUUCAUUGAUAAUGAAGGAAUCCUCCAAGUCAUGGCGGCCUUUCACCGCCAAUUGCUGCUCCGCCGACGACCAAACCGCCUUCGGAAACUUCAGCCGCUGCCGCCCGAACCGCUCUGAUUUCUCUAAGAACAUAGCUCCGCUGCCGUCAUUCCGGCGGCUGUCGUUUUCGGAUUUGAGCCGGUCGUCUUCGAUGCGAUUGAACGAGGAUCUAGCGGCGUCGUUUGGAGGGGAUUUGUUUGAUUUUCAGUUGAGUGAGUUGCGUGCGAUUACUCAGAAUUUCUCAAGCAAUUUCUUGUUGGGAGAAGGGGGAUUCGGGAGAGUUCAUAAGGGGUAUGUUGAUGAGAAUUUUCGGAGUGGGCUUAGGGCUCAGGCCGUCGCUGUUAAGCUUCUUGAUAACCAAGGUUUGCAGGGCCACCGUGAAUGGCUUGCUGAAGUUGUAUUUCUUGGACAGCUGAGGCAUCCAAAUCUAGUAAAAUUGAUAGGUUAUUGCUGUGAAGAAGAAGAGAGGCUCCUUGUUUAUGAGUUCUUGCCCAGAGGCAGCUUGGAGAACCACUUAUUCAAAAGGCUGUCAGUCUCGUUGCCAUGGUCGACGAGGCUCAAGAUCGCCAUCGGAGCAGCAAAGGGCCUCGACUUCCUUCAUGGGGCAGAGAAACCUGUCAUUUAUAGAGACUUCAAAACUUCCAAUGUUCUGUUAGACUCGGAUUUUACAGCAAAGUUGUCUGAUUUUGGACUAGCAAAGAUGGGACCUGAGGGAUCAGACACCCAUGUAACCACCAGAGUAAUGGGUACAUAUGGCUAUGCAGCCCCAGAAUAUAUAUCCACAGGGCACUUGACAACGAAAAGCGACGUAUACAGUUUCGGGGUGGUACUUUUGGAGCUUCUUACAGGAAGAAGAGCAAUGGACAAAUCAAGAGCAAAGAAUGACCAAAACCUUGUGGAUUGGGCAAAGCCAUACCUCAGUAGCUCUCGCAGGUUGCAUUGCAUAAUGGACCCAAGACUUUGUGGGCAGUAUUCUGUGAAAGGAGCAAAGGGAAUAGCCAGUCUUGCCCUCCAAUGCACCAGCUUGAACGCUAAAGACAGGCCUAGAAUGCCAGCCAUUGUUGAAGCUCUUGAAAGCCUUCUUCAGUUCAAGGACAUGGCUGUUACUUCUGGCCACUGGUCUGCCUCUGCCUCACCAAAACAUGCCAGAAAUGGCGUCUCUGCAAAGGCCAAAACAGAGACAGGACGCGGAAAUCUCGCGAGAUCUCUGGCUGCUGUGAGCCACAGAUAAUUUGUGUGUGUGUGUGUAUAUAUU
Benincasa hispida (wax gourd) is the source of this 1617-nucleotide messenger RNA. Its product is annotated as Protein kinase superfamily protein. Lineage: Eukaryota; Viridiplantae; Streptophyta; Magnoliopsida; Cucurbitales; Cucurbitaceae. Gene Ontology annotation, molecular function: protein kinase activity; ATP binding. The record is from RefSeq and is a predicted model, not a curated record. Gene Ontology annotation, biological process: protein phosphorylation.